Molecule: messenger RNA, 540 nt
Organism: Brassica napus (rape)
Lineage: Eukaryota; Viridiplantae; Streptophyta; Magnoliopsida; Brassicales; Brassicaceae
Product: cell wall integrity and stress response component 3-like
Exons: 2
Coding region: 1-540 (179 amino acids)
Source: RefSeq, a predicted model, not a curated record
AUGGUAGAGGGUGUUGAACAACAUGUAUCUAAAGAGCUGAGCAGAGUAGAAGAAGCCGACAUUUGUGGUACGACCUCAAUGUCUACCGAUGGCACGAAUUCAACAUCGCCAGAUGGUACGAGCUCAACGUCUACCAAUGGCACGAAUUCAACUUCGCCAGACGGUACGACCUCAACGUCUACCGACGGCACGACUUCAACGUCGCCAUACGGUACGACCUCAACGUCUACCGACAGCACAACUCCAACAUCAACAGACGGUACGACCUUAACGUCGACCGAUGCUACGACUUUAACGUCGAUCGACGGUACAACCUCAAUAUCGACCAAUGACACGACCUCAACGUCGAUUGACGACUCGACAUUGAAGAGCAUUGAUAUAUCAAGUUGUGAUCCUACCUCAGAUGGAGACAGAGAAAUCACCAUGAAAGAUUUCUUGGAGCUAGAAGAGUUAUUGGACUUGGAGGAUGGAGAAAAGCUUGAAGACUUGGAUUCGAGUAGAGAAGUCACUAUGGAAGACUUCUUAGAGCUGGAGGAAUGA